Molecule: messenger RNA, 825 nt
Organism: Penicillium malachiteum
Lineage: Eukaryota; Fungi; Ascomycota; Eurotiomycetes; Eurotiales; Aspergillaceae
Exons: 1
Coding region: 1-825 (274 amino acids)
Source: RefSeq, a predicted model, not a curated record
AUGAGUCACUGCACGUCCUCCGUCGAUGGCAUAGUCGGCGCAUACACGGGUAGCAGCUUCGCCGUUCAAGCCUCCACCGCCAGUCUCCUCGGCUGCGCCCUCUACAGCGCCCUCGAACUGAUAGUCCUCGUCUUCUCCGUCUUCCACGUCUAUCAUGGCUUAUAUUUUUGGAGUCUGUUGAUCUCCGCCUCCUUGGGCGUUAUCCCUGAUGCGCUUGGCCUCAUCUUAAAAUACUUCGAGCUCGCUCCGAUCUGGGUGCCCGUGACACUUUCUACGGCCGGGUGGUGUGUCAUGGUGACAGGCCAAUCACUGGUCCUUUAUUCGCGAUUACAUCUCGUCGUUAUGAAUCGAAAGGUUUUGCACUGCAUCCUAGGAAUGAUCAUCUUCAAUUCGAUUACGAUGCAAAUUCCACAGAUUAUCGCCUCAUAUGGAGCUGUCUAUGUCUGCCAUCUGCAGUUCACAAGAUUUUUCAAUAUAUGGGAAAAGGUACAAUUGACGGUGUUCUUCGCGCAAGAGAUCAUCAUCUCGGGAGUGUUCAUUGUUCAAACCCUCAGGCUAUUGCAUUCAUACCCGACACGUUCCAAACGGAAAACGAAUAUCAUGUAUCAGCUUUUGACCAUAAAUGCCGCUAUCAUUAUUAUGGAUAUUGCAUUGCUCAUACUCGAGUAUAUGGGGUUUUUUAUCACACAGACGGUCUUGAAAUGUUUCUUCUAUACCGUGAAGCUCAAGUUGGAAAUUGCAGUUCUUUCGAGAUUAGCCUCCUUUGUGAAGUCGCACCCUGAUCAGGACUCGUCUGGAUUGAGCCAAUUAGAGCAGCAUACUUGA